UUUAUCACGGUUUGUCAUGGUUGUGAAUGGGCUCGUCUCCAGUCUACGUCGCUCUACGAUGAUUUUACGCUAUGUUGUGGCGUCUCCCAUGCACGAGUGUAGUUAUGCGUGAUGGAAUGGUAGUCCCGUUAUUCCCUAUCCACUUGUUUUGUACGCGAAAUAAGUUGUAAGUAAGUACUUACCAUUGUAAUCUUUAAAAGGUUCGUUACAAUUAUACUUGCAUUAAUCGUAUUAAGCUUUGUAAAAAAGCUCCACUUGUUCACUUGAUCGCACCGUUGAUAACGGUACAUUUCUCCGCUGCAUCGAAUUUGACAAUUGUAAGGUUAUGGAAACAAAAUUUCUGGAAGUUUCUGAAGAAGGCGGGAAUCGAUGAAACCGUGGACUGGAAUUGAUAGACUUGGUGGACUAUCGUCGAGGACUUUAUAUUGCAAGCAACACGUUAGCCUGCAAAAAUGCAGUCUACUCCACAACAGAAAAAAUACGAUCAACAAGUGUCUGGAUCAACGGCAUCUGCCGAAUCCCGAAGGCCUUUGCUUACGGCGCAGAGAAGUAUGGCCGCUAGCUCGGGAAGCGACCAGUCAAGGGAUCCGCCAUCCCCGCAUUCGUCCUUCAUGGGGCAGUUGGGGGUGAUGCUACGCCGGAAUCUGUUACUGAAAAGAAAAAAUCCAAAACUCAUGUCACUGGAAAUUUUAAUACCACUAUGCUUUGUGGCAAUUUUCGGCUUGAUUGGAUAUGUCGUGGAUAAACGCAGCAUCGUUGUGCUUCCUCCGAUCCCGAAAUUUUCGGAAGAACCGUUUACCUUCCAUUUUGGAAACGAGCUAGAGCUCGCCUAUGCUCCCCAUAAUUCCAAAACAGACCAACUGAUGCGCAUUUUCAAAGAUUACGCGAGUAAAUCUGUAAGGGAAUUGAACGUUCUUUCCUAUGAAUCUCAAGAUGCCCUUCUGGUGGAUUAUAAAGCGGGAAAAUUUAAACCGGGGAUAGUUGCCAUCAUUUUUGACGAUUCGAACUUGAAUACGUUGAGCUACGCUAUAAGACCGGAGUGGGAUAUAAUGCCAAAAACAAGUCCUCCGUAUUAUUUUGACAGAACAGAUCCAAAUCUUGGGGAAUGCACGCCACGUAAUUACAAUGCGUCUACUGCUUUCGGUCCCGUUAAUCCUUCAUCGUGUCGGACUAAUUCGUAUGCUAAACUCGGAUUCUCUUUAAUACAAACUGUCAUCUCAACGGCAUAUAUGCGGAUGAAGUUGAAUGUGUCUGGUAACGCGCUGCCGUUGCCUUUAAUGAGCUCCGUUAUGCUUCCCGACGCAGAAGUGCGUCUGUAUGACACUGGUGAAGCAAUGAUGCGCGCUCUUCCGGCCACACAAGUGCUGAAUAUUCUUGGAUUAUACGUCAUUUUCUUGGUGAUAUAUGUGGUGACAGAGCGCGAAAAGAAGCACAUUGAAAAUAUGAAAAUUAUGGGCUUGCGACCCACGGUGUACUGGUUGAGCUGGGUGAUUAUAUAUGAAUUUCUCAUGACGGUGGUGUCUACUAUUAUGUUACUAAUGGCCAUGUUCUUCAAUGUGUGGCCGCGGAGCAACUUUUUCUUGAUGCUGUUGGCAUGUAUUGGUCUUAUCAACUCUUUGAUCGCCAUUGGCCUGUGUCUGGCCCCGCUGUUUCGCAAGCCGUUAACCGCUGCGAUGGUACUUUACCUGGUGGAAUUAAUUCUUUUCGUGUUGGCGAUGUUAGAAGAUCUGGCAAGGAACAUCCCGGACUAUGCAAAAUUUCUCCUCGCACUUCUCCCGUCAUCCUCGUUUUAUAUGUGUUUUUCGCGGAUUGCGAAAGCGGAAGCUUUUGACGAUGGUGUGAAUUUCGGGAAUGCCUACAAAGAAGCUGGCUUUAACGUCGCCCAUGCUGUCGGAAUGCUAUGGUUGGAUACGUUUAUUUACAGCCUUCUGGCAGUUUACAUUGGAAAAAUCACGCGCAAUGGUGAUUCUCCAGCCGAAAGCGUGUUUUUCUUCCUGAAGCCGUCCUACUGGCGGUCGUCACGGAAAGGAUGCGCUAAUUCUUCGGUCGAUAUGGACGAAUUAUUUGAAAGUGGGGAUGUGGAUCGAGUGCCUAACCAUCUGCGGUCAAAGCGAGCUGUGGUUUUGAAUGGAUUAACAAAAAUUUUCCCGGGAAAGAAGCAAGUGGCCGCUGUUGAUAAUUUCAACUUUGAAAUGUACGAAGGCGAGAUUGUUGCUGUUUUGGGUCACAACGGUGCUGGGAAAUCAACCAUGAUGAACAUGAUCACCGGGAUGCUGCAGCCGACAUCCGGCUGCGCUACAGUUUACGGGAGCGAUAUGAGUAUGGCGGCGGAUAUGAUUAACGCUAGGAAACUCAUCGGCUAUUGCCCGCAGCAUAAUAUGCUAUUCGAAGAUUUCACCAUACAGGAGCACCUGGUAUUUUUCGCCCGAUUGAAAGGAUUUUCUCGCCACGAGGCUGAAGAACAGUGCAUGAAAAUCAUGGACGAGAUUGACAUCAAGGAUCAAGCGAACGUUUUGGCGAAGAAUUUGAGUGGAGGUCAGAAACGCCGUCUAUCCAUUGCCAUAGCUGUCAUUGGCCGGCCAAAGGUGCUGAUUUUGGAUGAACCGUCUUCCGGUGUGGACAUAUAUAAUCAGAGAUUUCUCUGGGAUUUAAUUCGAGGAUUCCGUGCUGGUCGCUGCAUUAUUGUGGCCACUCAAUCCAUGCAGGAAGCCGAUGUACUGGCCGAUCGGAAACUGAUUAUGUCCCGUGGGAAACUGCGGUGUGCUGGUUCGUCCCUGUUCUUGAAGAAUCGAUUUGGAUCGGGAUACUAUUUGACAAUGACGGUAGAGAAAGAUCACAAUGAAGGCGUCAUUGACGCGUUUGUGGCGAGAUUUAUUCGCGGUGCCGAAAGAACGCGCUCACAUGCUGGUGAGCUGUGUUAUGUUCUACCGAAGAGAGAUAUGGGAGAAUACGGCAGACUUUUUGAGGAAAUGGAGAAAGAUAAGUCGAAAUUGAAGAUUGGAACAUUCGGGAUCUCGCUGACAACGCUGGAGGAGAUUUUUCUUCGGCUGGCCGACGAGUCUCACGGUGAAAAGCUCGAUUUGAAUGUGUUUAAGAGCAGAAUGGUGGCAGACCGGCAGCGUGAAAUUGAUUUGAAAGACUGCUCGCGAAUUUAUCCGCCCAAGAAAGGAACGGUUCCGGCUGUCCGCAAACUGGUAGCGCUUUGUAAAGUGCGGGCGUUGCUCAUGUGCCGGUCGGCUUAUGCCGUUGUGUAUCAGCUGGUGAUACCAAUACUCUCCAUGUUAACGCUUGGCGGUAUAUUUCUGGCGUCACAGGCAAUCUCCUCACGUUCGCCUGUGGAGGGAUCUUUAUCGGGGGAAGAAAUUGGGCACGUGUUGAAUUCUGUUGAAGAUUUUAAAGGGGGAUUUUUUAUGAGUAAUGACACGGGCAAACAUCUGGAGAAGUUGACAUCCGGGCUGGCACCUGUAUCGGUGAAACGUUACGAUGAUUUGGUGUCUGGGCAGUUUCUUUCUGGAGGAUAUAUCAUGAAAGACGUGGCUUCUUCUGGCGCGGUUCGGGCAGCUGCAAUUGCCUACAAUUCCACAGCGACCCACGUUAUACCGUACCUCACCAACCGUUUGCUAAGCGCCAUGUUCCAAGCUCUGACCGGCACCGCUGAGCAUUUCCACUUUCGGCCGCAUCCACUGCCAAACCAGUCUACGAUUGAGACCCCGCCGUUUGAUGCGUCACUUAUUGGACCGACGCUAAUUGGAUUAGCACUGGCGCUAAUACCCAGUGUUUUUGGGAUGGAUGUAUGUCGUGACCGACUGAUUAAGGCGCGCAGUCAGAUCCGUAUGAAGGGAUGCUCCUUUUGGUUGUAUUGGAUCAGUGCUUUGACGGUCCAUCUGGCACAGUACUGGAUAUCGUUUACCAUCAUAGUCAGCAUGAUUUAUGCGUUUGGGAUCAAAGCCAUGACCGAGAAGGUGGAUUUUGGCAUGCCGGCCUUUAGUAAUAACAGUAGGGAAAUUGUCACGGAGGUUGUUCCGGCGUCAAAGAUGCUGUACUUCGGCUUAAUUUUCGUUUUUUACUCUGGCGCAUCGGUGGUAUUCAGUUACUGCGCUUCCUUCAUGUUCUCAAGGCUCAUAUCGGCAACGGUUGUGCUUCCUUUCGUAAUGAGUCAGGUGGCAUAUUUGAUGUACAUGACGGUGUUUUUGCUUGGAUUAUUUAACAAGGAAACAACGGCGGACCAUCUGCAUCGCAUUUUUGCAUGUAUAUUUCCUCCAUACGGAAUAUUUGGCGGCCUGCACUACCUUAUUGGAAAACCUCCAAAAACGGAACCGGUCACGCUCUGGCAGAGCAAUAUACCAAUUGUGAUGAUUGCGAAUUUCAUACAUAUAUUCGUCUUCACGUUGCUGCUGGGCGUCUUGGAGGCCAGAUUUUUCAAUCAGUCGUUUUUGCAGUUUGUGGGAUUCCGGUUUUACGGAAAACUUUCGAAACGUAUUAUUGAGCUCAAAACGGCUCAUCAGGAUGAGGACGUCCUGGCCGAGGCUGACCGAGUAGCUGCAAUUAAGCCCAUACAAGACUCUAAGCAUACGGUAAUAAUGCGUGGGUUGCGGAAGGAAUUCUCUCAGCGCGAUUCACGGCACGGAUGGCGAAGACGAACACCCGCCACAAAAAAGAUUGCUGUGAACUGUGUUACGAUCGACGUACCCCGGGGAGAAAUUUUCGGCUUAUUAGGUCCUAACGGUGCUGGAAAGACAACAACUUUAUCUAUGGUUUCCGGAGAAGUGACGCCGACCGCGGGUGAUGUGCACGUGAAUGGGUUCGACAUACACGUCCAAACGCAACAGGCCAUCGAGGAAAUGGGAUCCUGCCCACAAAUUGACACUUUGUGGGAUGAACUGACUAUGAGAGAACACCUAGAACUAUUCACCAUACUAGCGGAUUUGCAUAAAGAGCGCAGAACCGAAGAUAUUGAAUGGUUCGCGAAUGGUCUGGAUAUAAAAGAACAUAUGGAUAAAAAAUCCAGCGCAUUAAGUGGAGGUACAAAGCGAAAGUUGACAUUCACAAUCAGUAUGAUUGGAAAUCCGCCGGUGGUGAUGCUGGAUGAGCCAUCGACCGGCAUGGAUCCGCAGAGUAAACGGCAUUUGUGGGGUAUGAUACAGAACAGUUUCUGCAACACGCGCGGAGCCAUCUUGACGACACAUUCCAUGGAAGAGGCCGAUGCUCUCUGCGAUCGCAUUGGUAUUCUUGUCCAAGGCGAGCUGAAAUGCAUCGGGUCAUCGCAGCAUUUGAAAAAUAAAUUCGGAUCCGGAUAUCUGCUGGAGGUGAAGUUGAGUCUGCCGGCGGAUGUCAGCUCGGAUGAUGUGAAAACCAGAUCCGAGCGGGUUAAAGACGCCGUCAGCAAGUUAUUCCCGCAACGUUGUCACUUGGAGGAGGAUUUGUAUGGGCGACUGGUGUUUGCUGUUGAAAAUCGCGCCGUGACAUCGUUGGGACGGGUGAUGCGGGAACUAGAGCACAUGAAAAGAAGUCUAGAAUUAGAAGAAUACAGCUUCAGCCAGUCCACCAUUGAGCAGGUGUUCCUUCACUUCGCGAAAAUGCAAGACGCUGUGGCUAUGUGUGAUUCGAACAUGCAAUGCGCUGGAGUCACGGUUCAGUCCAGCGGGCACGGUCACCGGAGGCAUUCUGCGUUAGGCGUAGCCGUAUAACGCGGCAGACAAGGAGCUGCUUGCGGGGGCCGAUCUCGAUAGGGCGGUGCGAAAAGUGGAGAAUGUAGUCGCAGAUACCAUGAUUAUGAUACUUGGAAUCGUUUUUCUAUGAUCUGAUUGCCGAAUGCUCGCUUCCCUUACAUCUCUGUCGUAUAGUUUCCCAGUCGGGAAUCCCUACACGAUUACCGAAUUACGGAGUCGUGAUGUGUGUACAUAUGCUGGAGUAUUCACGAUCAUCAUACAGAUAGCUUGAACGGUAAAUAGCACAAACGUAUUUUUUUAUUUGUGUAAUUUUGUGUCUAGUUCACCAACUCUAGUUGUUGUUUCUUGUUACUGAGCAGGAUUUUGUAUUUUCACUGUCUUGAUAUUUCUGUACUUCCGGUUGGAGAAUGUGAUUGUUGAAAAUAAUGUUACCGAUUAUAGAGGCAUCCAUCGAUGCAUAUCGUGCAUUAAAACCAUGGAUG
This is a messenger RNA of Paramacrobiotus metropolitanus, 6151 nucleotides long. Its product is annotated as ABC-type organic anion transporter ABCA8B-like. The transcript has 19 exons. Lineage: Eukaryota; Metazoa; Tardigrada; Eutardigrada; Parachela; Macrobiotidae. Bases 453 to 5687 code for a protein of 1744 amino acids. Gene Ontology annotation, biological process: transmembrane transport; lipid transport. The record is from RefSeq and is a predicted model, not a curated record. Gene Ontology annotation, molecular function: ATP hydrolysis activity; lipid carrier activity; ATP binding. Gene Ontology annotation, cellular component: intracellular membrane-bounded organelle; membrane.